AUGUACAGCAACGGCUUCGUCAUGCCUGGUGCCAAUUUCAAAGUAAUCUCAGGUACCCCAAAAGAGAUCUCGAAGACUACAGACUGUGCAAGGACACUCACCAAUUGCUUUUACCCUGACCGUGGUGAGUGCCGGUCAACUCUUUUCACUUCAUUAUUCGCUGCUGCACAAACGAAAAUACUGGGAAUGUCGAAGUUCUGGUCGAAUCGGGUGAUGGGUACCACAAUGUGGCGAUACGGUGACGCUUUUGGAGGGAUUGACGGGAUGAGAGUGAUUCAGGCAGGAAUUGUGGACGACAUCGAUGCCAUCAACAACCACCAAUGUGAAAAUGAAUUCCUUGUUCCGAAACGUGCCACGUGGAUCCCUGCCCUCGAUGGUGUUCGUCAGGAUGAUGGAAUGCCACCAGCAUCCUAA
This is a messenger RNA of Cladophialophora bantiana CBS 173.52, 414 nucleotides long. RefSeq lists its product as uncharacterized. The record is from RefSeq and is a predicted model, not a curated record. NCBI's taxonomy places the organism in Eukaryota, Fungi, Ascomycota, Eurotiomycetes, Chaetothyriales, Herpotrichiellaceae. Bases 1 to 414 code for a protein of 137 amino acids. The transcript has a single exon.